AUGCCCACCGCCACCCAACAAAAACCCACCAAACUCCCCGUCACAGUCGAUAAACCAACCCCCUACACCUUCGACCUCGGCCUCCUCCUCGCCAACGACCCCAACCCCGUCGCCGCCCCCCCCACAGGCAGCACCACCGACCGCACGGCUCUCGAAACCCACCUGACCUCCAUCGCCCGCGACGGCGCCCAAGUCCUCAUCAACCAGCUCCUCACCACCUGCCCCAUCACCUCCACCCCGGCAGGCGUCCUACUCUCCCUCCCGGCCCCUCAAACCCCGCUCCCGCGCGAAAAGCCAGUCCCCGCCCCCAAGGCCGAAACCAAAUGGGCCGCCUUCGCCAAGCGCCGGGGUAUCAAGCCCAAGACGCGGGAGCAGCGGCGCAAUCUGCAGUAUAACGAGGAGUCGGGAGAGUUUGAGAGGCGGUGGGGGUAUAAGGGGGCGAAUAAGGCGGGCCAGGACGACGCGAUUGUUGAGCUUAGUUCUAAGCAGGUGGAUGCGGAGAAGCGCGGGGAUGGGACGACGAGCGUGCGUGGGGAUAAGAGGAGGGAGAUUCGGGAGCGGGUAAAGAGGAAUGAGAGGCGGAUGAGGAAGAAUGAGCGGAAUGCAGCUGGGAGGAAAUAG
Dichotomopilus funicola is the source of this 621-nucleotide messenger RNA. Its product is annotated as ribosomal biogenesis regulatory protein. Gene Ontology annotation, biological process: ribosomal large subunit biogenesis; ribosome biogenesis; endonucleolytic cleavage in ITS1 to separate SSU-rRNA from 5.8S rRNA and LSU-rRNA from tricistronic rRNA transcript (SSU-rRNA, 5.8S rRNA, LSU-rRNA). Lineage: Eukaryota; Fungi; Ascomycota; Sordariomycetes; Sordariales; Chaetomiaceae. Gene Ontology annotation, cellular component: nucleolus; nucleus; preribosome, large subunit precursor. Gene Ontology annotation, molecular function: protein binding. The transcript has a single exon. The record is from RefSeq and is a predicted model, not a curated record. Bases 1 to 621 code for a protein of 206 amino acids.